UUUCAAGUUGAUGGUCAGUUUGGUCAGUGGUCUGACUGGAUAGCAAGUACACCGUGUGGCCAAGGCAUAAAGAGGAGAACACGUAAAUGUGACAGUCCAGCUCCCAUUAACGGCGGGAAGAGAUGUAAGGGAAACAAAUUCCAAUUUAAAGGAAUUUACAAUCUAUCAUGUCCAGGUAAUAAUUUUUUAUAUGUGAUCUAA
Messenger RNA from Lymnaea stagnalis (great pond snail), 201 nucleotides. The record is from the annotation of a GenBank genome assembly. Lineage: Eukaryota; Metazoa; Mollusca; Gastropoda; Lymnaeidae.